This is a messenger RNA of Nezara viridula (southern green stink bug), 306 nucleotides long. NCBI's taxonomy places the organism in Eukaryota, Metazoa, Arthropoda, Insecta, Hemiptera, Pentatomidae. The record is from the annotation of a GenBank genome assembly.
AUGGAAGGGCGGAAACUGCGAAACUGCCUUUACAAGAAAUUUAUAGAAGGGAGAAAAAAACUCUUUAUUAGUGAAUUGCAGGAUAGGCUGCAGGAGUUCGACGGGGGUUUCUUCGAAAAGUUUGGCACCCUGCUUAACGACCAAGUAAAGCAGGAUGAAGAGGCUGUUGUUGCAGAGCAGACUGUUGUCGACGACACCACUGACGAGGAACCAGAGAAUGAAGAAGAAAAGAGGGCCGAUCUCAUCUCAGAUGUAGUUGCCCUAAAUCCUCUACUGGUCCUUAAUACCAGUAAUGCGGCUGAGUGA